CAGGGUCUCGCUGCCUUAUCACGAUGGUUCCGCUGCACUUUUGUUCCUCCCGAAGGCAGCUCCCUCCCUCCCAGCUCCGAGCAGCCGCUUCGGGGUCCGCCCCCUCCGCAGCCGGGAGGAGCCGUCGCCGCAGCAGGGCAUGGCGCGGCCCUAAGUCCGGCGGGGCGGGUAGUGAGCGGGCGGCCGCCGUCAUGAGGAGCCCCCGGGAGCCGGGGGAGCCCCCUCCGCAGGCAGGUGAAUGUGUGCAGCUGAAAGUGCCCAUCAUUCAGCAGCUGUACCACUGGGACUGCGGGCUGGCCUGCUCCAGGAUGGUGCUACAGUACCUGGAUCAUUUGGACAAUGAUGAAUUUCAGAAAGCCAUCCAAGAGCUCCGGUUAACAAAGAGUAUUUGGACCAUUGACCUGGCCUACCUAAUGCGGCACUUUGGUGUUAAGCAUAAAUUUUGCACCCAGACGCUUGGAGUGGACAAGGGUUACAAAAAUCAGUUUUCAUGUAGCGUUCAUGAAAAGUUACAGAUUAUUAACAUCCUUGGAGACUGGAGCCCUCUACCUGCCUAUGGAACAGGCACAGCCUGGGCAGCAGCAGUACUAGCUUCCAACAUUCCCCACCACCAUGACAGCCCAGACCUGGAGGAACCACCUCUAGAGUCAUUUUACAGGAAGCACUUUGACACAGAAGAAAAUCGAGUGAAUCAGCUCUUUGCACAAGCCAAAGCCUCCAAGGUGCUGGUGGAGAAGUGCACAGUAACAGUUCAAGACAUCCAAAAACACCUGUCCCAAGGUCACGUAGCCAUUGUUCUAGUGAAUGCAGUCUUGUUGCUGUGUGACCUUUGCUCAAGUCCUGUCAAAUAUUGCUGCUUCCUACCCAUUGGACAGAAGUGCUUCUGCAGGAAUCCUGACUACCAGGGCCAUUUCAUUGUGUUAUGUGGCUACAAUACAGCCUCAGGGAGUAUUUACUACAACAACCCUGCCUACGCUGACCGGACAUGCUGCACCAGCAUCAGAAACUUUGAAGAAGCCAGGAGAAGCUACGGCACAGAUGAGGAUAUUCUGUUCAUCUACACAGACAGCUGACACCCACAGCUGUUACUUCUGGUCCUUUCUGGUGCAGCCUGCACAGCAGCUGGCUGCUUGUCUCAGGCCACCCCCUGCAGAGACCUUCCUCCUGAACUGCAGUGGGAUCUUAAACAAGGGAGGUUUUAUAGACAUUGAUAGGACUAUAUUGCAAUGCUGUCUUUACCUUUUUAUUCUGGAUGAAAUAUCUGAUUUUGCAAUGUAUGUCAUAGUUGUGUUUUUUUUCCCCUCAUUUUUAACACUGCACAUUUGACAGCAGUUUUGAAAUACAGGCCUAAGGCCUGUUCACUUGGAGCUUAUUUUCAAAUGAUAUGCAUGAGGAAAAAAAGCACCAAAUUUAUCAAGUUCAACACUCAGUAAUAGAUACGUAUGUCUAGGUAAACAGAAGCAGAAAAAGAAUAGACAAUACCUGUUUCACUCUCUUUCAAGCAGGGGCUGAUUUUCAUCCUCAGUCUAAGGAUCUGAGGUUCAGCAGGGAAUUAAUGAAACAAAGAAAUACUGAUGUUAAACCACCUUACCUUCAAAUGAUGGAAUUGCCUUAUUGGCCACUCAGUAUUACAACAGUGAAACAUUUACUCAAGGAAGCUUCCCACAAGAUUCACCUUGCACAGUUUUAGCAUUUAUAGUACAUGGGAUUCAGUUUUGAAUAGCAGUUACUGAGAUUGUUCCCUUGUGCUGCAAACUCCAUCUCUUUUGGCUAAAUAUUUUUAGGUGACUGUCUAGGGCUCUGUAUUACCUCAAACGUUUAGGUAAGGAUAUUUUAUUUGGACCUAGGAGUCUUCAUUGCACUUUGCAAAAUCCUCUAGACAUUAUUGCACCCAUAUGUGCAAUUAUCUGAUGCACCCAAUCUAAAUAUAUGUUUAUGAAGCAAAUACAGAAAUCAUCCACACACUAACGGUGCAUGUUUUGUGUGUAAAUUUUAAAUAACAAGAGAGACUAGAUUGUAACUAAAAUGCUGAAUCAUAUUUUGAGCCAAACUUCCCUAUUUGCUUUCAUUUAGCUAGCUUCUCAGAAGAGCUUAAUUAAGAAUACUGUGAAUACAAGCUUCUUUUUGCUGCAGUAACAACAACAACAAAAAAAAAAAACCAAAAAACUUAUACUGCAGCUGCAUUUGGAUUAAGUGGGAGCUCUGUUCAAACAUUUUCAAGUGAAAUUGUUAGUAGUCCAUUCAUAAUCCUGUCAUGUAUUACCAGGGUUUAGUGACCAUGCUGGGGAGCACUGUAAAGGUGUAGAAAUAGCCACCUAUUUCAGAUUUGGCCAUCACAAUUUCUGACAGGUAGGUAAAAUUGUUAGUACUCGUGUAUUUCUGGCAACAUUUUGUUCUACACUUCAGGCAGAGAUCUCCUGACAUGGCUUUAGGAACGAAACUGUUCAGGUUUUGGAACUGUGUGGAAUAACAAUAAAAGGAUAUUGUUAUUUAGUGGGGGAAAUACUUUCAGCAUGAGGAAAUUUCUGAGAGAAACUAUCUUCUACUAUUGCUGGUUUACUGCAGACUAUCUGGAAAGCAUGCAGUAAGUAUGCAUAGUAAAAUCAAAAGCACUCCUUUGUACAGAAGCCAAAAAACAGCAAUGUAAGUGUAAAAUGCUUUGAGAAGUUCUGAACAAGGUGUACACAAUAAGAAACUCUCAGUGUACCUUAUCCUGUUUAUCAGGGUGAAGCUGGAUUACAUUCUGGCAGCUGUCCAUGCAAAAUGAAUGAAAACUGGGAUGUAUCUGUGAUCAGCAAAACCACUAUAUUAGCAGAAACCCAGAAAAUGAUCAGAGUACAAAUCCUACAGUACACGAUCCCUCCGACAUUAGUCAGCAGAUGGCUACCGGUCUUGGAAAUUUUAUAUCCACGUUCAAAUUCACAAUGUUUGGCUUAGAGGGAUUGUAUUAACUAUGUUAAUAAUUAACAGCUAUAUAAAUUACAGGCUGAUAAAAAUAGUUACUUUCUUAACCCAGGCGUUUUCCUUCAGGUAGUCCAUUGAGUAGCAUUGAACUGCCACAGAAUUAAUUUUUUUAGAGCAGGCUUGGUUAGCAAAUAGAUAAAUAAAUUCUUACAAAAGAUGUGUAACUGACGUUAGCUUCCACAUGUGAACCUUGAGCUUGUAUAUAAAACAUGAACUUAAGGGCAUGGUAAAUGGUCUGAAAUGUACAGAACCAAAGCUGUUUAUGUUAAUACAGAUGAAAUGGGAGCUCCGCUUACUACAGCAGGAUCUCUAAUAGCCAAAUAGAAUAUGGUAAUGAGAGAGGAAAAUACAAGGAAGAAGAAGGAGGGAAGCAAAAAGGUGACUUACUUAAAUGACACAAAAUCAGGUCAAAAAGAAACUCACUGGCCAAGUGUCCAGAACACCUGCAUUUUGUGGCAUAUUGUUUUCCAUGGGAAGAUCAUCCAUCAAAACAUUCAUUCUGAAAAUGUGUAGUCAAUCACUUUGUUUCCUUCAUGCUGUCCAUAGCAAAGGAGGGGGUAUUUUACAUGCAGGGAUUUUAUACAUAAAUAUAUUUUUAUUUGUAAUUAAGCCAUUCUCAAUAAAGGUUUUAAGUCAUGGUUAACCCUGUAA
Coturnix japonica (Japanese quail) is the source of this 3615-nucleotide messenger RNA. It is a transcript of the gene GUCD1, whose product is annotated as guanylyl cyclase domain containing 1. Lineage: Eukaryota; Metazoa; Chordata; Aves; Galliformes; Phasianidae. The record is from RefSeq and is a predicted model, not a curated record.